AUGAGACACACGACUCUUCACGGGAAGCAACUUUUAUUAACAUGGGUAUUUGGAAUUUGUGGAUUAUUCAUUCUCAUAAUAGCUCAAAUUUGGUCGUUUAUAGCUCAUGUCAAUACAGUGAACACAUCUCAAUCACAUCAUUUAAUCAUUAUGACAGAGUACAUUGUUGAUCAAGAAAAGUACUUCUAUUGGAUUCUGUUUCAUAUGUACACAGUACUAUGUAUUGGACCGAUUAUAAUGAUGGGAACAGGUACAAUGCUCAUUAUAUAUAUUGAGCAUAUUUGUGGAAUAUUUAAAAUUGCUAGCUAUCGUAUUAAGCAUGCAGUAAACAAUAAUAUUCCACGAAAUAUUGCAACAAAAAAUAAAAUUUUGAUGAUCGAAGGUAUAAUUUGUGCCGUAGACAUUCAUCGUCAAGCUAUGAAAAUGAUGAAUCAUUUCAUGACCACAUUCAAAAUAAUGAUAUCGUGUUUCACGGGAUGUGUAGUAGUUUGUUUUACUUGCAAUUUAUAUCAAAUAGCAUCAUCUGAAAACAAUAGAACAAACGUCAGCGAGUUUUUAUUUUCUUUUGUGUUUGCGUCAGUAUGCAUCAUAUACAUGUUUCUAGCCAACUAUUUCGGACAGAAGAUAAUUGACCACAAUAAUCACGUAUUUGUUACUGCGUACAACGGUCAGUGGUAUAAAACCCCAUUACAUAUACAAAGAAUGAUACUAUUUUUACUGCAAAGAGGAGCCAAGGAAUUUUCAUUAAAUAUCGGUGGAGUAUUUGAUGCAUCCAUACAGGGUUUUGCAACGCUAAUAAAAGCGUCCAUAUCUUAUUUUACAGUCAUGCAUUCUACACAAUGA
This is a messenger RNA of Trachymyrmex cornetzi, 843 nucleotides long. Its product is annotated as odorant receptor 4-like. NCBI's taxonomy places the organism in Eukaryota, Metazoa, Arthropoda, Insecta, Hymenoptera, Formicidae. The transcript is spliced from 7 exons. The record is from RefSeq and is a predicted model, not a curated record. Bases 1 to 843 code for a protein of 280 amino acids. Gene Ontology annotation, molecular function: odorant binding; olfactory receptor activity. Gene Ontology annotation, biological process: sensory perception of smell; detection of chemical stimulus involved in sensory perception of smell. Gene Ontology annotation, cellular component: plasma membrane.